This is a messenger RNA of Theileria parva strain Muguga, 730 nucleotides long. Its product is annotated as Thioredoxin. Gene Ontology annotation, molecular function: protein-disulfide reductase activity. Lineage: Eukaryota; Apicomplexa; Aconoidasida; Piroplasmida; Theileriidae. The record is from RefSeq and is a predicted model, not a curated record. The transcript has 5 exons. The coding region runs from base 370 to 675 and encodes 101 amino acids.
AACCACUUCAUUCUCACUCCAAUAAUUUCAACUUACUCAAUCACAUGAUAUACACAUACCAUAACAACUGGUGGAAUCCUAUGGAAUCCAUACUAUAUCAUUUUUGACGAUUUCAAGAUAACAUUUGUUUGAGUCUAAAACCCAUGUGAUUUUGUUGAAAAAAUAAUUUUUAACUUUAUUUAAAUAAAUUUAUCAAGUCGUUGAAUUGGUGUGUACGCUUUGUGUUCUUGCUGGGGCUUUACCCAUAGAAUUAUACACAUUGGUUUUUAUCACUUUAAAUAUUCUUUCCACUCUUUUUCUAAUUUAAUUUCUUAAACUUAACUUUUUUACUCAAACACCUCUCCUCAAGUUAUUUGCAAUUUGAUCAAAAUGGUUCAUGAAGUUACUUCAAAAGAAGAAUUUGAAAAGACACUUUCUGGUGAUUCCGUAGUUGUCGUUGACUUUUACGCUGAUUGGUGUGGCCCUUGCAUGAGAUUUGCUCCUCAAUUUGACGCUUUGGCUACUGAACACCCUUCACUUUUAUUUGUCAAGGUAAACGUCGACAAGCUACAGGAACUUGCACAAAAGUAUAACGUCACAAGCCUUCCAACCUUUAAAGUUUUCAAAUCUGGACAAGUUCUUGGCGAGUUUCUUGGCGCAAGCAAAGAAGGACUAAAGAACACAUUGUUAAAGUAAGGAUUAAUUGUUUUAUUAUUUUUAGGGUUGCCUCUUAAUUUUAUUUUAUACACAU